UGGAGUCUGGGAUAUAUAACAUUUGUCCUAGACCAUUGUCUCAGAGCUUCUGAUCAUGUGGCAACUUGGAAUAGUGUGUACAAUGCUGUUAGCGGCUACCGGUACCUCAGCUAUCAAGGUGUUUGGGGACUAUGAGGAGUAUUCUGACUACAAGCAUGGGGAGGGAGGGUCAGACCAUUGGCAAGGCCUCGAGUCCGACCACGUUGGGAAGGGGCGAGGAGAAAACUACCAUCACGGUCACUUCUUAGACAACUCUGGAGAGGUAUUACACGGAGACAGCAAGGCUGGUGGACACAUCAAGCACCAUGUAACUAAAGGCUACAGAGAUUUUCACCACAAGGACGAGGUUGGCCAGCUGACCAGAUACAUUGACGGUUCAGGUGACUCGGGCGACCAUCAUGGUACACAUAGCCUGCGCAACAGGUGGGGUGGUCACGCCUCAGCUGGGGUACACGGGGAUAAUCAUAAAUCAGAGUUUAAAGGUGAAAAAUCAGCUGCAGAGAAAAAGGAAUCAAAAGAAAAGAAAGAAGACUAUAAAUGGAAAAUUGGUGACUUUCUUUAUACCAAGAAGCCAACUUCUUAUGAAAAGAAGUUUUAUUCUCAUGUACCCUUACAAUAUGUUCCUUAUCCUCAUUACUUUUACUAAAGGAAUGAGUGUGCUUGAAUUUUUAUAGUAAUAAAACCAACAACAAUUUUCUAAUAAUAAUAAAGAAAAUCUACAAAUUA
This is a messenger RNA of Macrosteles quadrilineatus (aster leafhopper), 726 nucleotides long. RefSeq lists its product as uncharacterized. The transcript has 4 exons. Lineage: Eukaryota; Metazoa; Arthropoda; Insecta; Hemiptera; Cicadellidae. The record is from RefSeq and is a predicted model, not a curated record. The coding region runs from base 56 to 646 and encodes 196 amino acids.